AUGGGCACAGAAAAGACAACCACUACUCUGGAGGCUAUCAACAAUGAGACUGUUGAUCUGGAAAACAUUCCUAUUAAGGAGGUUUUCGAGAAUCUGAAAUGUACAGAAGAGGGACUCAACUCUGCGGAGGUUGAGAAACGUUUAAAUGUGUUUGGUCAUAACAAACUCGAAGAGAAAAAGGAGAGUAAAAUACUGAAGUUUUUGGGAUUCAUGUGGAAUCCUCUUUCAUGGGUAAUGGAAGCAGCAGCAAUCAUGGCUCUUUUUCUUCCACAUGGAAAGCACAAGGGAGUUGAUUAUCAAGACUUUGUUGGCAUUGUUGCACUACUUAUCAUAAACUCAACAAUUAGUUUUAUAGAAGAGAAUAACGCUGGAAAUGCAGCUGCUGCUCUUAUGGCUCGGUUAGCUCCAAAAGCCAAGGUUUUACGGGAUGGGAAAUGGAAUGAAGAGGACGCAGCCGUGUUAGUUCCUGGAGACAUCAUUAGCAUAAAACUCGGGGAUAUAAUUCCAGCUGAUGCACGUCUACUUAACGGUGAUCCAUUGAAAAUUGAUCAGUCUGCUCUUACAGGAGAGUCCCUUCCAGUUACCAAAAAUCCCGGUGAUGGUGUAUACUCUGGGUCAACAUGUAAACAAGGUGAAAUAGAAGCUGUUGUUAUUGCUACCGGAGUUCACACUUUCUUUGGAAAGGCUGCUCAUCUAGUGGAAAAUACUACACAUGUUGGACAUUUUCAACAGGUAUUAACUUCUAUUGGUAACUUUUGCAUCUGCUCAAUUGCAACUGGUAUGAUCAUUGAGCUCAUUGUAAUAUUUGGGGGACAACAUCGACAUCCUCGUGAAGCUGUUGAUAGCCUUCUUGUUCUGCUCAUUGGUGGAAUUCCCAUUGCCAUGCCAACAGUUCUCUCCGUAACUAUGGCAAUUGGUUCUCAUCGAUUAUCUCAGCAGGGAGCUAUUACAAAAAGAAUGACAGCUAUAGAGGAGAUGGCGGGGAUGGAUGUCUUGUGCAGUGACAAAACUGGCACUCUAACUUUGAACAAAUUAUCAGUGGACAAAAAUCUGAUUGAGGUUUUCGCGAAAGAUGUUGAAAAGGAUAUGGUAGUUUUGAUGGCUGCCAGAGCUUCCAGGCUGGAGAACCAAGAUGCAAUUGAUACUGCGAUAGUGUCCAUGCUUGCUGACCCUAAGGAGGCACGAGCUGGUAUCACAGAGGUUCAUUUCCUUCCGUUCAAUCCAACUGAUAAGAGGACAGCUCUUACCUACCUAGACAGCGCCGGUAAAAUGCACAGAGUGAGCAAAGGUGCUCCAGAGCAGAUUUUGAAUCUGGCUUGGAACAAAUCAGACAUUAAAAAUAGAGUACAUUCAGUAAUAGAUAAGUUUGCUGAGCGUGGGCUUCGAUCUCUUGCAGUUGCUCGCCAGGAAGUACCAGAAGGUACAAAGGAUAGUCCUGGUGGCCUUUGGGAAUUUGUUGGUCUCCUCCCUCUAUUUGAUCCACCACGUCAUGACAGUGCUGAAACAAUUAGAAGAGCUCUUGAACUUGGAGUUAGUGUUAAGAUGAUUACAGGUGACCAGUUAGCUAUAGGUAAAGAAACUGGGAGACGUCUUGGGAUGGGAACGAACAUGUAUCCUUCAUCAUUUUUGCUUGGAGAACAAAAGACUUCCUCAGCUGCAGUCCUUCCAAUUGAAGAACUCAUUGAAAGCGCUGAUGGAUUUGCCGGUGUCUUUCCUGAGCACAAGUACGAAAUCGUGAGAAUCUUACAAAGCAGGAAACACAUUUGUGGUAUGACUGGUGAUGGAGUAAAUGAUGCACCUGCACUGAAGAAAGCCGAUAUAGGAAUUGCUGUAGCAGAUGCAACAGAUGCAGCUCGGGGUGCUUCAGAUAUAGUUCUGACUGAACCAGGACUAAGUGUUAUUAUCCAUGCUGUAUUGACAAGCCGUGCUAUUUUCCAGAGGAUGAAAAAUUACACAAUAUAUGCAGUGUCCAUCACAAUCCGUAUUGUGUUAGGAUUCAUGUUGCUGACUGCAUUUUGGAAAUUCAAUUUUCCCCCAUUUAUGGUCCUUGUCAUUGCCAUUCUUAAUGACGGCACAAUCAUGACUAUAUCCAAGGACAGAGUCAAGCCAUCUCCACUUCCUGACAGUUGGAAGCUCAGUGAAAUAUUUGCAAUAGGAAUUGUGCUAGGCAGUUACCUCGCCUUGAUGACCGCUUUAUUCUUCUAUUUAACUUUUGAGACCAGCUUCUUCGCGAACGCCUUUCACGUGACAGAUUUCAACAAACAUAUUCCAGAAAAUAAGGUCAUCACAGAUUCUCUAAAUGCAAAACUAGCUUCAGCUGUAUAUCUCCAAGUUAGCACCAUCAGCCAAGCAUUGAUCUUUGUUACACGGUCCCGAGGAUGGUCAUUCAUGGAAAGACCUGGCCUACUCCUUGUUGUUGCCUUUAUUGUUGCUCAGUUGGUUGCAACUUUUAUGUCUGCUAUGGUUACAUCUGUUAAAUUUGCUGGUAUUGAGAAGAUCGGAUGGAGAUGGACCGGUGUGAUUUGGUUGUUUAAUAUUAUUACAUAUUUUCUCCUUGAUCCCAUCAAAUUUGCUGUUCGAUAUGCUCUCAGUGGUAGAGCCUGGGGCUUACUACUGAACCAAAAGACGGCUUUCACCAACAGAAAGGACUUUGGUAAGGAAGCUCGCGAAGCAGCAUGGGCUGCUGAACAGAGGACAAUUCAUGGCCUUCAAUCUGUAGAAACUAAAACAUUUCCAGAGAAUUACACUUUCAAGGAGAUCAGUGUAAUGGCUGAGGAAGCAAAAAGGCGCGCAGAUAUUGCAAGGUUGAGGGAACUUCACACACUUAAAGGGAAGGUAGAGUCAUUUGCAAAGCUUAGAGGAUUAGAUGUUGAUCAUGUCAAUCCACAUUACACGUUGUAACGAGAGGAGAGUCUUCGGAUAUCAUUCCCCUUUUCUCAUUUGUGGAGUUCUUCGCCUUGUUUUCGUUUGCAGUUUUAGUUUUUAUCAUUUGCUCAAUUUGUCAAAUAAG
This is a messenger RNA of Solanum stenotomum, 3010 nucleotides long. Its product is annotated as plasma membrane ATPase 1-like. The record is from RefSeq and is a predicted model, not a curated record. Lineage: Eukaryota; Viridiplantae; Streptophyta; Magnoliopsida; Solanales; Solanaceae. The transcript has 21 exons. Gene Ontology annotation, molecular function: ATP binding; ATP hydrolysis activity; P-type proton-exporting transporter activity. Bases 1 to 2901 code for a protein of 966 amino acids. Gene Ontology annotation, biological process: regulation of intracellular pH; proton export across plasma membrane. Gene Ontology annotation, cellular component: plasma membrane.